Molecule: messenger RNA, 2787 nt
Organism: Pseudophryne corroboree (corroboree frog)
Lineage: Eukaryota; Metazoa; Chordata; Amphibia; Anura; Myobatrachidae
Product: oocyte zinc finger protein XlCOF22-like
Exons: 3
Coding region: 1-2034 (677 amino acids)
Biological process (GO): urogenital system development; embryo development; regulation of transcription by RNA polymerase II
Cellular component (GO): nucleus
Molecular function (GO): RNA polymerase II transcription regulatory region sequence-specific DNA binding; DNA-binding transcription factor activity, RNA polymerase II-specific
Source: RefSeq, a predicted model, not a curated record
AUGGAGUCUCCACCGUAUAAUGGUGGUGUGUUGUUUGGUGACGGCUUCGCUGAUUUGGUAUCUACGGCUACCACGGAACGUCUGUCUGAUAUAAAGGCAGAAGAUAUAGAGGGAGAAGAAGAGACGUAUGUGACUGAUAUAAAGGCAGAAGAUAUAGAGGGAGAAGAAGAGACGUAUGUGACUGAUAUAAAGGCAGAAGAUAUAGAGGGAGAAGAAGAGACGUAUAUGACUGAUAUGAAGGCAGAAGAUACAGAGGGAGAAGAUGAGACGUAUGUGACUGAUAUGAAGGCAGAAGAUAUAGAGGGAGAAGAAGAGACGUAUGUGAGGGGUGAUCAGCAGUGUAAGGAGGAGGAGAUCCCUACAGAUAUCAGCACAUCAGAUGGACACACAAGCAGGAAUAUCACAGAAGGACAUCUAAUGGUAUCCCCGGAUUGUGACAUAAAAGAUAAUGACAGUAGACCUGAUUCUCCAGGAGAUAACCCCAUUACCCCAAUUAUACAUCCAGCUCUAUCAGCUGAUCCCCCUGAUCAUGGGAAAUGUUCUCCUGAUCACUCUGAUAUUGGUGCAUCUGUUACAGCUCUGAGAGUAGAUACAGUGUUUCCCUGUUCUAUAGAUGCCAAAUGUUUUACACAGAACACAAAGCUUAUUACCCAUCAUCCAGCUAAGACAAGUGAGAGGCCACUGAUAUGUUCUGAGUGUGGGAAAUGUUUUACACACAAAUCAGCUCUUGAUAUACAUCAGAGAAGUCACACAGGUGAAAAGCCAUUUUCCUGUUCUGAGUGUAGGAAAUGUUUUCCACGGAAAUCAGAACUUGUUACACAUCAGAGAAGUCACACAGGUGAGAAGCCAUAUUCCUGUUCUCAGUGUGGGAAAUGUUGUGCAUAUAAAUCAAAUCUUGUUAUACAUCAGAGAAGUCACACAGGUGAGAAGCCAUAUUCCUGUUCUGAGUGUGGGAAAUGUUUUACACAGAAAUCAGAUCUUGUUACACAUCAGAGAAGUCACACAGGUGAGAAGCCAUAUUCCUGUUCUGAGUGUAGGAAAUGUUUUCCACGGAAAUCAGAACUUGUUACACAUCAGAGAAGUCACACAGGUGAGAAGCCAUAUUCCUGUUCUGAGUGUAGGAAAUGUUUUCCACGGAAAUCAGAACUUGUUACACAUCAGAGAAGUCACACAGGUGAGAAGCCAUAUUCCUGUUCUGAGUGUGGGAAAUGUUUUGCACAGACAUCAGCUUUUGUUACACAUCAGAGAAGUCACACAGGUGAGAAGCCAUAUACCUGUGCUGAGUGUAGGAAAUGUUUUUCACGGAAAUCAGAUCUUUUUAUACAUCAGAGAAGUCACACAGGUGAGAAGCCGUACGUCUGUUCUGAGUGUGGGAAAUGUUUUGCAUGGAAAUCAAAUCUUGAUACACAUAAGAGGAGUCACACAGGUGAGAAGCCAUAUUCCUGUUCUCAGUGUGGGAAAUGUUUUGCAUCAAAAUCAUAUCUUGUUACACAUCAGAAAAGUCACACAGGCGAGAAGCCAUAUUCCUGUUUUGAGUGUGGGAAAUGUUUUGCAUAUAAAUCAAAUCUUGUUACACAUCAGAGGAGUCACACAGGUGAGAAGACAUUUUCCUGUUCUGAGUGUGGGAAAUGCUUUACAUUUAAAUCAUAUCUUGUUAUACAUCAGAGAAGUCACACAGGUGAGAAGCCAUAUUCGUGUACUGAGUGUGGGAAAUGUUUUGCAUUGAAAUCAGUUCUUGUUACACAUCAGAGAAGUCACACAGGUGAGAAGCCGUAUUCCUGUACUGAGUGUGGAAAAUGUUUUGCAUUGAAAUCAAUUCUUGUUACACAUCAGAAAAGUCACACAGGUGAGAAGCCAUAUUCCUGUUCUGAGUGUGGGAAAUGUUUUGCAUAUAAAUCAAAUCUUGUUACACAUCAGAGAAGUCACACAGGUGAGAAGCCAUAUUCCUGUUCUGAGUGUAGGAAAUGUUUUACACAGAAAUCAGAUCUUGUUACACAUCAGAGAAGUCACACAGGUGAAAAGCCGUACUUCUGAAAUGUUUUGCAUGGAAAUCAGUUCUUGUUAAACAUCAGCGAUUUCACAGGUGAGAAGCCAUUUUCAUGCUGAGAGAUAAAUAAAUCCGCUCUUGUUGAACAUAUUAGACAUUACCGAAGUACGGGACCAUUUAAAUCUUCUGGAGUAUAAUCAUCACUGUCGUGCAAUGCUCCUCAAGGGUCAAUCCUAUCUCCUAUGCUUUAUAAAAUAUACAUGCUACCACUAGGUGAUAUAAUCAGACAUCAUGGCCUGGUCUGCCACUGCUAUGCAGAUGACCUGCUUUUUGCUCCAUGUACUGAGAACCUAAUACCAAUAAAUGGUUGUCUAGCUGAGCACCACGGGUGAAUGAUGGCAGCCCAGCAUUACAUGGUCCAAGGUACUAGAAGCAGCUUCUGCCUCCUUACUGCCCUGCUGGCUUCUACAGAUGAAGGACUGUUACCAGCAGUACCAAGAAUCUUCUGUCAUUCAUUUAACGGUUGAACGUUUAGCUUUGCAGGCCUGACCAUGGAACUCACUGCCUUGCACAGUCCAAGAGACCUCCACUCUACGACUUUCACAAACAGGCUGAUGACUUAUUCACGCUUUUCAUUAAUGUACCUCUAUUUACUUCCUAAAUAAUACAUCCCAAAUGCUUAGGUCUUUUUUCUGCUGUUUUAUUUUGUAUCUUGUGCUUUGUGUAAAUGUGAAUGUCUAAUACCAGUUUGCACAAUCUGUAUUGCUGCACGACAAUAUGGCGGCCAUUGGAACGUGUUU